Molecule: messenger RNA, 2154 nt
Organism: Aspergillus wentii DTO 134E9
Lineage: Eukaryota; Fungi; Ascomycota; Eurotiomycetes; Eurotiales; Aspergillaceae
Product: CocE/NonD family hydrolase
Exons: 2
Coding region: 1-1770 (589 amino acids)
Molecular function (GO): dipeptidyl-peptidase activity
Source: RefSeq, a predicted model, not a curated record
AUGCCUCCCCCAGUCCAAGUCGCUUACAAAAGAAUCGCCCAACCAGCUGUAGGCGAAAACGGCUACUUGGGUUUCCAGCCUGGGAAAUCCGAAGUCCUAUCAAGUGGCUGGAAUGGCUUUAGUGCAAAAGCCAUCAAGAGUGACAUCCGCAUCGACCAUGAUGUUGAGAUUGUGGUCCGCGAUGGCGCUCGACUGUACGUGGACAUAUAUCGACCAGCCAACACAACGGACAAAGUACCUGCCGUUCUUAGUUGGUCAUUCUAUGGGAAGAAGUACAGUGCGCUAGAUAUGCUGCCAAUGUGUGUGUGGAAAUGUUGCGUUCCAAAUUCAGAUCUCAGUGGUCUCGAAAAGUUUGAAGGGCUCGAUCCACAGGCGUGGUGUCCCCGUGGUUAUGCUGUCGUCAGCGUGGAUACACGGGGCGCCGGCCACAGUGACGGUCAAAUAUGUGUUAUGGGCACACAAGAUGCUGAAGAUGGGUAUGACGUGGUUGAAUCCAUUGCGCGCAUGGAUUGGUGUAAUGGAAGUGUGGGCAUGGCUGGUAACUCUGCUCUCGCCAUCUCGCAGUGGUUCAUUGCCGCGCAGCAACCUCCAUCGCUGAAAGCCAUUGCGCCUUGGGAAGGAUCUGGAGAUAUCUAUCGCGAACAAUUCUGUCGGGGUGGCUGGUUCUCAAUGAGUAAUUUCGAUCUCAUCGCCAAAGCUAUCGUACGUGGACCAGAAAACUCAGGUCUUGAAGACUUCGAAGAGAUGUACCGACGAUCACCGGUCUCCAACGCCUAUUGGGAAGACAAACGUGCAGAUAUCUCUCGAGUCAAAUGUCCAGUGUUUAUCCGCGGAUCAGACGUCAGUUCUAUUCACACCAUGGGCUCGAUCCGCGGCUAUCUCGAGGUACCUCACGCCGAUAAAUGGAUCCAAUGGGGCAGCAAGCAAGAGUGGUACGAGCUGUACAGUGUGCCAGAAUCGAUGGAAGAGUUGGCUCUGUUCUUUGAUCGAUACCUGAGGGGCGAGAACAACGAUUGGGAAAAGACACCCAAAGUACGCUGGUCCGCCUUGCAAUUUGGGGAUCGUGAAGCCAUCGAUGACAUUGUGCUCGAGGACUUCCCAGCUCCUACGACCGAAUAUCGCCAGCUUUUCCUCAAUCAAUCAAACGGACUCGGCACAUCUCCAUUUGCCGAUUAUCAGCAAAUAUCAUAUAAUUCCGAGGACCGCACCAGCGUGGCUGAAUUCAACUAUACCUUUGAGAAACCGGUUCGACUGAUCGGGUUGCCAAAAGCUAUCCUGUAUAUGUCUUGCGAGAACCAAGAUGAUUUUACCGUAUUUGUGAUAUUGCGAAAGAAAGACCGGAACGGCAAAAACUUGAUGCAUUUGAAUUUCCCCUUCCAUGCCACCCCAGUGAAAUCCAUUGAUGAUAUCUCAAGCAACGAGCAAGCAAGUCUGAAUCUUCACCUGGGCUCUGUCGGAAUAUUGCGAGCGUCACAUCGUGAAAUCGAUGAAUCCAAGAGCAUCCAUCCGCAAUUCCCCUUCCAUCCCCACAGGCGUCAAGAUAAGAUCCCUCCCGGUACUAUUGUGAAGUUGGAAAUCGGCAUCUGGGCCAUGGGAGUUGAUUUUGAAGCUGGUGAAUCUAUCAGUGUCCAGAUCGGUGGUCAAUAUCCUAGCAUAGCUGAGUAUCAGAGCUUCUCUAAGCCCAGACCAGAGGAAGAGCUGAACCGGGGAAAGCAUACGAUUCAUUGUGGUGGAGAUUAUGCCAGCUCAGUGAUCUUGCCUUUCAUUUAAUCAGCUAUCAUCAGGAUAAGGAAGUAUAAUUGGAGAAUGGACAGGACAUUGAUGGGUUGAGAAGGUGAUGGUGGCAGAUGGGUCGAAUUGGAUGGACAUUCGCCUGACUUGAGGAAAUAGCAGGACAGAACCCAAUCAAUACUCGGUUUUCAACCACAAGUGAUUAAAUUCUGUCGGUUUUGAAUUGGAUCGACUUAGACAGCCAUUCUUCGGUCUAUAUAAUCGUACACAGUCAUCAUUGCACAGAGGCUUCAUCAAACAAUUCUUCUCUAUUUGAAAAUCUCUUGAUCUUUCUGUGCUUUAUUUCGAAGACUUUCUUGAUCACUACCAUAUUUCUCUCGAUGAAUGAUGGCUCGAGAUAGACAAUGGCUCUGUAAAGGUCAA